GCUGUCAGGCUGUCUAAUCACAGAGCAUGGUUGCACUUCUCUGGCCUCAGCUUUGUGCUCCAACUCCCGACUGAGAGAGCUGGACUUGAGCUAUAACCAUCCAGGAGAGGCAGGAGAGAAGCAGCUGAAACAGCUGAGAAUGGAUAUCAGGGUGGAGCCUGCUGGAGAACAAUGGUUGAGACCAGGUCUGAGGAAGUAUUCCUGUCCACUCACAAUCGACACAAACACAGUAAAUAAAAACCUCAAACUGUCUGACAACAACAGGAAGGUGACACGUGUGAAGAAGAUUCAGUCAUAUCCUGAUCAUCCAGACAGAUUUGAUGACUGUCCUCAGCUGCUCUGCACAGAUCCUCUGACUGGUCGCUGUUACUGGGAGUUCGAGUGGAGAGGAGACAUUGAAAUAUCAGUGAGUUACAGAGGAAUCAGAAGGAAAGGACACAUAACAGACUGUGGGUUUGGAUCAAAUGAUCAAUCUUGGAGUCUGAGGUGCUCUGACAGUGGUUACUCUGUGUGGCACAGUAAGCAAAAAAUAUGCAGCAUCUCCUCCUCCUCUGACUUUGACAUAGUAGCUGUGUAUGUGGACUGUCUUGCUGGCACUGUGUCCUUCUACAGAAUCUCCUCAGACAAUCUCAUCCACCUCCACACCCUCAAAAUUACAAUUACUGAACCUCUUUAUCCUGGAUUUAGGCUACGGUCCAAUACUGUAUCCUCUGUUUCUCCCCCUGUUAGGCAAACUUUUGUUAGACUGUUAAAGAUAUAAGAAUGCUUCUUCCAGUUAUUUUUCUCCCUGCAACAGCAUUGCUAUGUAAAGCAGUGGUGCAGCACCAAAUGCAAGAAAAUAGAUGAAUUAAAGUGUUAAAAGCUUAAAA
Molecule: messenger RNA, 869 nt
Organism: Haplochromis burtoni (Burton's mouthbrooder)
Lineage: Eukaryota; Metazoa; Chordata; Actinopteri; Cichliformes; Cichlidae
Product: stonustoxin subunit alpha
Molecular function (GO): protein binding
Source: RefSeq, a predicted model, not a curated record